This is a messenger RNA of Acanthoscelides obtectus, 1901 nucleotides long. The record is from the annotation of a GenBank genome assembly. Lineage: Eukaryota; Metazoa; Arthropoda; Insecta; Coleoptera; Chrysomelidae.
UAUCAACACUGUACUACUCCACAAGCCAUCUAUAUGGUAUAAUCAUAAAGACAUUUCGAUUAAACACAUCCUUUCCAAAAUAAUUGAAUUUAAACAUUCUAUCAAUGGCCCAAAAACAGUUCACUGGAAUGCAGUAAUGAAUAUUUGACCACCCAUCAUUGUUAAUGUUAAGACUUUUACACAACGUUUAGUUCUUGUGGAAAUAGAAACAAUUUUAUCUAGUAAUACAUAAAGCCAAACAUUAAGAUAGUCGCGACUUAGGUCCAGAAAAAUCUGAGAUACCAAAUCUAGCCCCGCUGUAACGAUUAGGUGAGAAGACCGACGUGCGCUGUGUAGGUAAGCCAAGCUGUUUGCUUCCAAAUCGGCAUUGGAAUUGCACGUUCCUAUAACAGGCAAGGGCUUGCGCCUAGAGUUACUUAUUUCGUGCAAAAGAUAUUUAUAGUAGCGUCAUCGCAGUGCCCAUAGCAUUUAUAGGCAACAUGUGGCAGGGCGGUGCUUGAAAUAUCACAGCAAACAAACAGAAGAAGCAAUUCAAGCUGGGGAAAUCACACGUGAAGAAGGCCGUGAAGUGACAGAAUUAUUCGAAGAAGAACAAGCCAGAUAUAUCGAAAUUGAAAAAAAAGCUGCUGCUAAAAGGCAGAAAGAAUCUGAAAAGAGAGCAAAGGAACUGUUCGAACGUAGAACAGCAGAAGCUAAGCAAAUUAUCGAGAAUGUACAAAUGCUGGGUACAAUGAUAGUACUGCCAAACGCAAGGCAAAAGUAUGCCGAGAUUGUUACUGAAGUGUUGCAUGAUAUUGGCCUGAUAGUUGUACAAUCACAGAAGGUACCAUUCCUAUUGACACUGACAGUAUCCCGUAAUGUGUCUAACGUGUGUAUCAGUAAUACUAUUUCCUUUAUUCAGUUCCAAUUUACUGAAAGCUCACUGGAAGAACUAUUCUAUUUUGCACCGGAAAUAGAGUUCAAUGAAGCCACUGUAGCUGACAUGCUUCAGCCCGAGCACGAAAGCCUUAUCUGUCUAUUGAAGCCUUCAAGAGGAUCCACUGUAGAGGAUGUUCAUCCAGCAGUCUUGGAAAUGGUUUACGGCCCGACCCUGAACCCUCCUGGAGGCAAAGACUCGUUGUAUGAGAGGUUAAAGCAUGAGGAGGAAGAUGAAGAAGGAAUAACUGAAUUGACUGGCAUUUGGGCUCCCCACACCGACUUUCUGUACGCCACCGUGCUAAGAAUGUUCUUUCCCAAGUACUCAGCGGAGUACACCAUUCCAGAACCAGAACCCACACCUCCGUACAUCGCCAUGGUGUUCGAUCAGAAGAAGACGCACGAUGUCAUGCACGUGAUGGCGCAGUACCCGAACGAGAUCAUGCAUUAUGGGUUCUUUACGUCUGAGGUACCUUCCAAAACGGAGUUGGUCGCUAAGAGUGUGCGCAAGCUGGAUAAGGUGAUAGAUAAGAGGACGUUUAAUGAGAAGAUGGUGCUGCAGGUCUCUAAGAAAAAAAGUGAAUGCAUAUUUGCCUUGGCUCAGCUCACUCCAAUCUACAUGUCCCCAAAUGCCGAAGAAGGUGAAAGGGAAUGCCAGUUAUUCUUCCCUGAAGGCUAUGCCGAUGAUCUCAAUGAAGAAGAUUUUGCGUACGAUGAGCUGGAUUCUCUUACUGUACAAGAAGAAGAAUCUAUAGAAGAAGGUGAAUUGAUGAAUGUUGAAGGAGAUCUUGUAGAUGAGGAGGAAGUGUCUGAAGGAGAGUCUGAAGAAGAAGAUGAAGGAGAUGAAGAGGUGUUUGAUGACUUAUUUGGGUUCGAUUAGUAGCCUUUUUAUGAAGGAGUACUAUUUUGUACCUUAUUAUAUUUUUUAUACGAAUAAAAUAUACAGGAUGUCCAGAAAUAGAAAGAUAAUCCUGCAACUCUAAAAA